Panicum hallii is the source of this 981-nucleotide messenger RNA. Its product is annotated as ethylene-responsive transcription factor ERF027-like. The transcript has a single exon. Gene Ontology annotation, biological process: regulation of DNA-templated transcription. Lineage: Eukaryota; Viridiplantae; Streptophyta; Magnoliopsida; Poales; Poaceae. The record is from RefSeq and is a predicted model, not a curated record. Bases 10 to 636 code for a protein of 208 amino acids. Gene Ontology annotation, molecular function: DNA-binding transcription factor activity; DNA binding.
UCCGGUGAGAUGGAGCAGGAGCAGGACGCGGCGGGUGCGCCGCCAUUGCCAUUGAGGCGCGUGCGCGCGGACACGCGCCACCCGGUGUACCGCGGCAUCCGGUACCGCGGGGGCAAGUGGGUGUCGGAGAUCCGCGAGCCCCGCAAGUCCACCAGGAUCUGGCUGGGCACGUACCCGAGCCCCGAGAUGGCCGCCGCCGCGUACGACGCCGCCGCAUUGGCGCUGCGCGGCGCCGAGGCCGCGCUCAACUUCCCCGGCGCGGCCGCGUCCCGCCCGGCGCCGGCCUCGUGCUCCCCCGACGACAUCCGCGCGGCGGCCGCGGCCGCGGCCGCUGCGGCUGCCGCGAUGGCCGGUCGUCGUCCCGGAGAAUGCGCUGGUCAUUCCUAUCUGCCGCAAGCGGCUGCGGCGGCGAGCACGUCCGGGUCGGAGGCCGCGGGUGCGUCGGCGUCGGAGCAGCGGGCGGGUGAGAGGCGCAUUGUGGACGAGGACGACGUCUUCCAGAUGCCGCGGCUGCUGGAAGGCAUGGCCGAGGGGCUGAUGAUGAGCCCGCCGAGGCUGAGCCCCACGGCGGACGGAGCCGGGUCGCUGGAGGAGGAGGACAACGACAACGGCAUGAGCUUGUGGGAUCACUCCUGAGCCAUCCUGCCUGACACGCUGCAUGUAUAGAACCUGACCACGACGAGGCGUAUGUUUCUUUUGCUGCGGCCACGCCUACGUGAUAUGGUUGGCAGAGACUAACAGGGUAGGGGAUACAGAACCUUCUGUUGUAUGUGCAGCCCCUUUUGUUUUUUUACAUUUUUACGGCAAUGUUACUAGCUAGAGAAUGUACGUUGUACGGGACGCCGAGCUUGUCCUAUGCUGUGGUAGCGGAUCAGCUGGUACCCGUAACCAGAGUUACAGCGUAGGGUUGAUACUCUGCCGCCAAAUCGGUGAACACGUGUAUGUAUCUGCGGCUCCAGUACUGUACUCCCGUCCCCUGGC